CAGAAAGUCAAAGUAACCGCAAUCAUGGCGGACGUUGCUGAGCGGAAACCGCGCAAGAGCGUCGCCUUCGAAGACAACACCACGAUCGUUGACGGUGACGGCCAAGUCAUGGAGUCUGCAGAAAUGAACGGCGAAAAGAACAGCGCCGAGUCUCACUCAGCGGACAAGGAAGUCGAUGAGGUGACGGAUAUGUUUGCUGGACUCGCCAAAAAGAAGAAGAAGUCCAAGACCGAAGGCGACGAUGCCGAUGAUGUGCUCUCCGGCCUGAAGAAAAAGAAGAAGUCCAAGAAGCCCAAAGAGGAUGUCGCCGACGACUUCGAAGCUCAGCUUGCCGCCAAAGUGGGAGAUGAGAAGGAGGGAGACGAGGCCGAGGCUCCGGCCGAGGAAUUUGAGGGCAAUAUGCUCAAGGGCACCGGCAUCUGGCAGCACGAAAACACCACUGUUGUGCCGUACAACAUGCUGCUCAACCGCUUCUUCACCCUGCUCCACUCGCAGCACCCCGACCUCAUGUCUUCCGGCUCAAAGAGCUACAAGAUUCCCCCGCCGCAAUGCUUGCGUGAAGGAAACAAGAAGACCAUCUUCGCCAACAUUUCCGAAAUCUGCAAACGCAUGAAGCGAACUGAUGAGCACGUGACACAAUUCUUGUUCGCCGAAUUGGGUACCUCUGGCUCCGUUGACGGUUCCCGUCGCCUCGUUAUUAAGGGUCGCUUCCAGCAAAAGCAGAUUGAGAACGUCCUUCGUCGCUACAUUGUCGAAUACGUCACUUGCAAGACAUGCCGCUCGCCCGAUUCGGAACUUACCAAGGGAGAAAACCGAUUGUACUUCGUUACGUGCAAUUCUUGCGGUUCGCGCAGGUCCGUCACUGCGAUCAAGACUGGUUUCUCGGCCCAGGUCGGCAAGAGAAGGAGACAGCAGAAGUAG
This is a messenger RNA of Periconia digitata, 921 nucleotides long. The record is from the annotation of a GenBank genome assembly. NCBI's taxonomy places the organism in Eukaryota, Fungi, Ascomycota, Dothideomycetes, Pleosporales, Periconiaceae.